Molecule: messenger RNA, 879 nt
Organism: Cantharellus anzutake
Lineage: Eukaryota; Fungi; Basidiomycota; Agaricomycetes; Cantharellales; Hydnaceae
Exons: 6
Coding region: 174-767 (197 amino acids)
Cellular component (GO): cell division site; growing cell tip; plasma membrane
Source: RefSeq, a predicted model, not a curated record
CGCAUUGGAAGCAGCAAUUGUUUGAAGCGUGGCUGAAUCUUGCCGAUGUUGCGAGGAAUCCCAAAUGGAGAUUCUGAUAUGAUCAGCAAUUCUUGGCGCCCUUGCAUUUUUAUUGCGAUGUUUUCUCCUCCUCCAUCGCAACCCUCCUUCCUUCCUCAGGCAUCAUCUUCAUUAUGAUACGACACAGAGUUUUUGAUAUAGUCCGUCUAGUGGGUGAACGGGCAAACGGUCCAGCCAUCCUCGAAGGGCACCCCACCGGUCGCUUGGGUAUCUGGGGUCAUUGUGUGUCGGAGACUGCGUUCGGUUCCUACUGCGUCUACACGGGUCUGGGGUAUCCUUUUGGGAUUGGAACCUUUACACUCUUUGGCGAUGAUCCCGAACCCCAAAUUAUCACACCGUCGUACACUCGAGGACUAGUAAUGCAUCCAAUCGCCCUCGCGUUCUGCAUCAUCACGUUGGGUUUGAGUUUUUGGAAGCAUCUUGCCAUAAGCCUUGCUGCGUCGUUACUCAGCAACUUCACGGCUAUUCUCACAGCUAUCGCACUGAUUUUGGACAUAAGGCUGUACACGCGUGUUCGAAGCAGAGCAAAUAACUUGACCAAUGUUCAAAACGACACCUAUUUGGGCCCUGCAUUCUGGAUGACACUUACCCAGAUCCUCUUCCUUGUCAUCGCAGGAUUCGCUAUCUAUCUUGCUCGUCAUCGAGACCGUGCCGAGCAAGAUAGACCUAACAUAGGUCACCCUACUAUGGUCCAGGACAAGGCCUAGCGGAGACCUUGCCCAGACAUGUUAACAGGUGUGUCAAAUGACUUCGUAACGACAGCUACGGCGUCUCACUAAAUGAAACGAUAGAUUGGGGUCUUUUGUAAUGCGUACUCCC